GCGGGACGUGGUGGGGAGCGGUGUAGGCGGACAGCGCGGAGCCAGAGCUGUCCCCAGGGCAGACAGGCGCCUCUCUGCAAGCUGAGAGGGUGCAAGGGCUCUGGGCAAGCCGAGCUGCUCUCCGUGCCCAGCAGCUCUCUGUGCCUCUCCCUGCCAGCUCUUGUCCUGCUGUGCCGGAGCCUGUUGCCAUGACCCUCACCAAAGGCUCCUUCACCUACUCCAACGGGGAGGAGUACCGCGGCGAGUGGAAAGAAGGUCGCAGGCAUGGCAUCGGACAGCUGACGUUUGCUGAUGGCACUGCUUAUGUGGGGCACUUUGAGAACGGGCUCUUCCACGGCUGCGGCGUGCUCACCUUCUCCGAUGGCUCCAGGUACGAGGGGGAGUUUGUGCAGGGCAAGUUCAAUGGCGUUGGAGUCUUCACCCGCUGUGACAACAUGACCUUUGAGGGCGAGUUCAAAGGCGGGCGUGUGUACGGCUUCGGUCUCCUGACCUUCCCUGAUGGCUCGCACGGCGUGCCCCGCAAUGAGGGCUUCUUUGAGAACAACAAGCUGCUGCGGCGGGAGAAGUGCACGACCAUCAUCCAGAGGGCCCAGGGCGCCUCCAAGUCUGCCCACAGCCUGACAGCGUGAUGGUGCCCGCAUCCCUUCCCACCAGAGCAGGGACCCCCCUACUUGGGCACUGGCUGGCCCUGGAGAAGGGAUGUGGCACUACUGGGUGCCUCCCUGCCCUUCGUCCCCUCCAAGGUCCUCCUGCCAAACCCCUGCCACUGGAGAGGAUGGGAUCCUCCGCUCUCCACCCAAGUGCCCUGGGGCAGCCGUGGUGCCUUCUCUUUCUGGCUGUAGCCCUGGCACCUGCUGGAGCAGCAGAAGGACAGGGUGACAGGGGCUUGGGCCCUCUUCCCCCCAGGAAGACUGUGGACCUCUACAGCUGCUAGCCAGCUGCAGAGGAUGGAGCAGGGGGGUAGAAGUUGGUCCCUGACCCCACUGCCAGGGUGCCUUGGCUGGAAGCUGCUGACUGAACCACGUGCCCCCAGAGGGGCAGCUCCUGGCUCACUUUGUUGUCCUGGUCCUGGUGGCAGGGUGGGCACCCCGGGCAUGCCAUGGCCUGCACCCUCAGCUCUAGGUGACUGGCCAUCCCUCUGCAUGCCCAGGGCACAGUGACACUGUGUCCCCAAAGAACCCAGCCUGCUCUCAGGGCCAGCCAAUGGGCUGUGUUCCCCUCAUCCCUGUGCCAAUCCACCCAUCCACCCACUGCCUUGGGGACAUCAGCAGCAGCAUCCCCACCAAGAGCGACUGGGGAAUGCCCAGCCUGGCGCAUGUCUGCUGCACACUGGUGGAGAAUGGUAGCAAUGGUGAGCAAGGAGAAGGGUCAGCUGGAGCCUGGAAUGUGGGACAUGAGCAGGGCUGCGUGGGGUGCCAGGGCUGGAGCAGGAGGCCUGGGCAGAGCAGGGAUAGAGGUAUGGCGAAGGGGCAGGCAGGGGGCACACAGUUCUCCAUUUUGCCCCCCACAAGCAUGCUUCAUCUCCCCACUGCAUGCUCACCUUCACCCCUGCUGCGGUCUGGCUGGCUGUGGCACAGGGAUCCUGGCAGCCCUCACUGCCCAGUGCAGGGCUGCAGGGCCGUGCCCUCCCUGCCAGUCUCUGCCCGCACCGGGUCCCGUGCCUUGCUGUGCCUGCCUUGUGCUGCCACCUGCACGGGCCUCAGCUGAGUAAACCAUGUUGCCAAA
Vidua macroura (Pin-tailed whydah) is the source of this 1725-nucleotide messenger RNA. It is a transcript of the gene MORN4, whose product is annotated as MORN repeat containing 4. The transcript is spliced from 5 exons. The coding region runs from base 189 to 629 and encodes 146 amino acids. The record is from RefSeq and is a predicted model, not a curated record. Lineage: Eukaryota; Metazoa; Chordata; Aves; Passeriformes; Viduidae.